AUUUUUCAAAACACAUAAAUAGAGCUUCCCCUAUCUUGUCUGCACGCAGAGUUUUUGCUUUGGCUUUAGAUAUUUUACAAGAUGGCGAAUUUCACUUAUGCAUUGUUGGUAUUUGGCUGCAUUGGUGCUCUCAUGCAAGAAGCGAGAGCAAACAAUGUAAAAGAUCAUUCAAAAAAGGAUUUUUUAUCAAUAAGCUUCGACAUGAAACGCACUUUGAAAUCUGGACAUAGAAAUGUAACAUUGAAGACACAAAUUGCAUCUAUAAAAGCACAAAUAGCUGCACUUCAAGCAUAUCACAAAAAACUUGGCACACAAAACAAACACCUUGAAACAUUUAAGAUAGAGCUUCAAUCAAAAAUUAACAAGACACAUGCACAAAGGGGUAAGCUUAUAAAAUUACAAAAACAAAUCAAGAAGUUUGAAAUUAAAAUGAUUAAGCUAUCAUUACAAAUGAAAACACUUGAAGCAAAAAUAGCAACUGCCCAAACGGAGCUAAAAAGUCUUGAAAAACAAUUUAAAGAGCUUUUCAAGAAUAAUAAAAAUCUCAUGCAAACCCAAAUAAAAGCUGAAGGAAAAGACUGUGCAGAUCUUUACAGAAAAGGUAAAAAAAAGAGCGGAGUGUAUCAAAUUGAUCCAGAUAGCCAGGGUUAUUUCGACGUUUUCUGUGAUAUGAAGAAAUCUGGUGGUGGUUGGACUGUGUUUCAACGUCGUCAAGAUGGAAGUGUAGACUUUUAUCGAGAUUGGAAAAACUAUACACAAGGAUUUGGUAAUCUUACUUCUGAAUUCUGGCUUGGAUUGGAUAAAAUAUACCGACUGACAUCAGCCAAGAGAAAUAAACUUCGUGUUGACCUGGGAGACUGGUCAGGAAACAAAGCAUAUGCUGAAUAUGAUUAUUUUGCUGUCGAGAAUGAAGCACUUAAAUAUCAGUUGAGUCUUGGUGCACAUUCUGGAAAUGCUGGAGAUUCAUUAUCUUAUCAUAAAGGCAUGGCGUUUACAACAAAAGAUUCAGAUAAUGAUAAGUAUCGUGGAGGAAACUGUGCCACUAACUAUAAAGGUGCUUGGUGGUAUAAGGAUUGUUAUGAUUCUAACCUGAAUGGACACUACUAUAGUGGCAACCAAAAGAAAUACAAAGGUGUAAACUGGUAUCAUUGGAAAGUUUAUAAAUCCUUAAAGUUUACUGAGAUGAAAAUAAAACCAUAAAGAAUUUCCAAAAACUGUGAUGUUAUAAAUUUGAUCAUUAUUUCUAAUGAAACUUUCAACAUAUAGUAAAAACAUUUUAGCUUUUAUGUCAUUUAAAAGAGCCUUAUAAUCAUUAUCAUUUAAAAAAGCGUUAAAAACUUGUUAUAAAAACUGUGGUGAAAUAUUAUCCCUAUAAAUUAGAGCUGAUUUAGGUAAUUAUAUGAUUCUAAGGUUACGUCUUUUCACUCAUUUCUUUAAUGAGAUGUUGCUCUGUAAGUAGCUAAAUCUAUCUUUUUGCCACGUUUCACGCAAUCUUGAUGUAUCAUACGUUUCAUGCAAUAAUCUUACAUCAUUAUUCACUAUGUAA
Xenia sp. Carnegie-2017 is the source of this 1546-nucleotide messenger RNA. RefSeq names its product techylectin-5B-like. The coding region runs from base 82 to 1200 and encodes 372 amino acids. The transcript has 4 exons. The record is from RefSeq and is a predicted model, not a curated record. NCBI's taxonomy places the organism in Eukaryota, Metazoa, Cnidaria, Anthozoa, Malacalcyonacea, Xeniidae.